This is a messenger RNA of Spea bombifrons (plains spadefoot toad), 4310 nucleotides long. It is a transcript of the gene SOWAHB, whose product is annotated as sosondowah ankyrin repeat domain family member B. Bases 162 to 2564 code for a protein of 800 amino acids. The transcript has a single exon. Gene Ontology annotation, molecular function: protein binding. The record is from RefSeq and is a predicted model, not a curated record. Lineage: Eukaryota; Metazoa; Chordata; Amphibia; Anura; Pelobatidae.
GAGAGGAGGGGCUGGGAGAGCAGGUGAAACUGUGACUAAGUGCAACUUAGGUGGGGAGGCUACAGAAAGUUACUGCGCCCAGACGGGAGCAUCAGAGCACCAUGUCCGACCUCUGCCCGCAACUUGGACUGUGACGGAGACCACCCUUUUGUGUCUGUGCGAUGAUGGCCAAGGCGCUGAGCCAGGAAGAGGUGCUGGACUUUUUAUGUCAAGGUGGUGGGAAGGUGCCAAAUGCCUCCUUGCUGGCGCAUUUUAAGGGCUUCUUGAGGGACCCCCAGGUGUCUGCAGAGCAGCUGCUGAAGCACAGAGAGAGGUUCAAGCGCUUUGUGAACUCGGUGGCGGUGGUAAAGCAGGAAGGGGGUGUCAAGUACGUGGUGCUGAGGAGCAAGUACCAGGAUCUGUUGGGAGAGGACCUGCGGCCACCAACCCCACCUGAUCUGGGACACCAACCUGGUCGUGUCGGCGACAGCUCAAGGGCCGAUCGGGGUGAGAGUUCAGCCGUGCGAGGGCAGGCAUGCACGGGACCUCAGGUGGGCGAGAGACGGAACAGACACCCCGCGGAAUUGGAGGGCAGUGGACAGCAGGCUGGAUGGGAGGUGAACCCCGAGACCUCUGGACAUUUACGGCAGAUAAACGUGACCCCUCCACACAAGCAUCCCGGGAGCCGGGAAAUCACCGGAGCUGUGAAUGGGAAGGCAUGGGAUGCCUCUUCUCCUAAGGGACAUUUAACGCCCGAUUUGACACCCACCAGCUCCCGAUCGCCGAAGGACUUAUCCCCGCCACCCAAAAGCAUCUCAUCACCCAACAGCAGCGCCUCUUCCUACUCGCCCCUGCCCAACGAGCCUUCUCCAGCCUCAAGGAGCCCCCGGAGACAGGAGAGCAAGACAGACACAGCUAAUCCUGCUUUUGUAAGUGCAACUUACAGGGAUCUACAAGAACAAAGACAAGGGUGUAUGUCAUGCAGUGAAUGUAAUCAAUUAAGUGUACAGCUGAAGGGUAGCUUACCCCAGGAGGUGCACUUUGCACAUGAACAGCCCAGUAAUGUGUAUAGAGAGCAACCCUGUGAUAGCCUUUAUCAGGGGCAGCCUGUAGUCCUUUCCUCCUCCAGGUACAUGAAUACAGAUCACCCUUCCCCCUCCCUGCUGCUUCCACAUGAAUCAGAUAUCCCUCCUCCAGAUGUGCUGCUGGCAGAGUAUGAACCAGUAAGUCCUGACCCCUCUCCUCCUCUGCCUUAUAAUGAACUGCAUGGCAUGUGGAUGCUGGAUAUGCCCAUCUUCAAAAGUAUCAGAUGCCAACUCUCUUUGCAGGACUUGGAGGACUUUGUGGACCAAGAAAGCUGUGGCAGUGAUGGCAGUGACAGUGGGGAAGGUGGGGACUGUGACACAGAGCACAGGGAUGAGGAGGAGAUCUCCAGUGACUCAAACAAUGAAAAGUAUGAUCAUUUCAUUGAACCAAAAUCUGAGACCUCCAGGAGCUGCCCCUCAAACACUAAAGUCCUUAGUAUAAUCGAACAGUACAAUAAGCCACAACGUGAGAACUCUCUGGGCAUCGCAGAUAAAGCUAGGGUGCAGCCGAUGACACCUCGUGUAUUAACUGAGACCCAUAAAUCACCUUACAUUGCCAAAUCAUUCCUGACAGAUCAAGCACCUAUAUUAUUUGAGCUGGCUGGCAAUGUCCCCAGGAAUAGAACCCGUGCUCAUUUGCGGGAAAAUAUGUCAUCUUCGGAUGAUGAAUUACUUGACAGAGAAUACAGGAAAAGGCGGCGUCCAUCUAGAUCAAAGAAAUCAUCCAAUAUUGCAGUGGUGGCCCCACCACCAGAUAUCGACAGACUCCUAACUGUAAAAUCUGUUACAUCCAAUAGUUUUGUUGUAAAUGACCAGCUCCCUUUUGGCAACCAAAACACGGUGACACUGCACGUACCAAAAGGACAAAAGGAUUGCGAUCAUAAAAAAAAUAGUAAUUAUAAAUCUUCGUUAGUACCUUUAGAUCCAUUAGAACACGAUUGGCUUGUUAAAUCUGCUUCCGGGUCCUGGCUUCAAGUUUAUGGACUGUUCAAUAUGGACCCUAAUUUGGCUUUAAGGAAGGAUUUCAUCUCCGGGUACACUGUUCUGCACUGGUUGGCCAAACACGGUUGUAUGGAGAUGUUCCAAAAAGUUGUAGCAGGUGCCAAGAAGGCAGGGAUUGAACUGGAUAUGAAUGUAAAGACAAGUUGUGGAUAUACCGCUUUACACAUUGCUGCCAUCCAUGGACAUCAUAAAGUUGCCACCAUGCUUGUGGAAAAGCUCAAAGUGAAUGUAAAGCUGAGAGAUAACAGUGGAAAGAGAGCAUGGCAAUAUCUGAGCUGCACAACAUCUGGAGAGGUCUGGCAGCUGCUUGGAGCACCAAGGGGUAAAACUAUAUUCCCAGCCCAGGCCUUGCCUAUAGCUCACAGUAUAAAUGCACCAAAUAGAUCAGCUCAGCUAAACCGAAAAACCUCGCUGGCCGCUUUCCUUAAGCCCCAGCAUCAAAAAUGGAGAGCUAAUAAUCUCCCUGCAUUGAGGGAAAGAGAAAUCUAUAGCGACUGAGAAAUACCGUUUCUGCCAUGUAAAUGCGUUGGAAGCCAGGGAGUUUUGUAGCACAUUCCUCGAUCACAUACUGGGAAUGCGGUGGAUUUAACCGUGCUUCCAGGUUUGAUUGUGGCUUGGGUCUGUUCUAAGUGUAUUUAACCGACUACGCACUUAACAAAUGUCAGAUUGAGUCAGAGGUUUUGUUUUUAGAUAAAGUAACAUUAACAAAUCGCAAUAUUUUGUAGUGUCUGCUACAGUAUGACUAAUGGUUUGUGUCACUUUGUAGGUCACAAAUCAUUUACUUUUAGCUAUAAUGUUAGAGUUUCUGGCAUUUUUUCCCAAUCACUUUAUAAUCCAUUUUAAAUCCAGUGUGCAUUUUGGGUCCUUCUAUGAUAUGAAAUGUACAUUAACAUGCCGUGGCAAUGCACCACAUCUAUACCAAACAGGGGAGCAGCUCACUUGAGAAUGCAUUCUAAGGUGUGUUAAGACAAUGAAAAGAAACAUCUCAGAACUAUAUAACAGAUCUAAAGCUAAAAUGACAUCCAUCCGUAUUCUAACUUGAUGCACUCAUUUCAAGAGACUGGUACUCUUGUUGAGAUAACAUAUCGCAUUCUGUGUUCAGAAUGCUGCAUUAUGGGUAUCUGCUGCCUCAAUGUGGGUGAGCCAACUGGCGCACAAGAUCAAUCAGGACCAAGGUCCUCAAACUGGGCAGGAGCUAACACAUUCUUCAGAACACACGUUCUCAUAAGCAUUGUGCCAGUUCUGGUUUCAGGUCUUCUUCAUCCCCUCUUGACCAUCAGACUGUCUUUCUCUGUUACCUACCUUGUAUCAUUAUAUAUGUGUAUGUCAAGGGCACGCAGAUAUGGACUAAAUAUGUUGUUCCAUAAGUAGAGAUGUUUUCUAAAUGGCUCAUGAGUUGCCCAUUUCUGUAGCACAAGCCUGUGGUAUUGAAAGGCUUAUGUAGUGUGAAUUUCUAUUUUAUCAGCAAUAAUGUAUGGAGCCUUAUUGUAAUAACAACCAUGGCCCACAGAUACACUAUGGUGCAAAAGAAAUGCAAGAAUGAAAAUGGUAUUAGUUAGCCACAUCAGAGAAUGAAAUGUGAGUAAUCAUUUCUGACUUUGCAGAUUAUCAAUUGUAUGAAAAUAUUCUCCUGUGGAGGAGGACAAUAAUUGACAAUCUUCUUUUCCCCUGGUGUUAGAAUGGUUUUGCUUAUGCAGCCAAAUUCUGCUACUCUUGUUAUAUUUUUAUAUGUGUAUCACACUUUGUCUAAUGCACUGGCCGAUUUUAGUAACAAAAAAUCUAGGUGACAGCACAAUCAGGAAUGCUCAUUCACAACCUUCAUGGGGAAAUGCACAACAAUACUUCAAAACUCUAGCUAUUUUUCUCGACCGUUAUGGUCACACUUACAUGAAUUUUUCUUAUACCCAGCUAAGAAAAAGAAAGGUCUUUGCACUGGGGUUUGAUUUCCUUUUUUGGAUGUUUAAAGUGUGACAAUCAGGUAUUUCUCUUCCAAGAUGUGUUCCAGAGACAUCUUGUAUCAAGUGAGAAGAUUCCUCGCACACUGUGUGACUGGUUGAAAUGGGCUAAAACUUGAAUUGUAAUAAAUGUGAAUAAAGAUUAUUUAUAUAUUUUUUUAAUGAUGAGUUUUGUUUGACUUGGUGUUAAAGUGUAUAAAGCAGACAGAUUUUGCGCUAACUCAGCACUACAACAGCCACAUUAUGUAUGUGGCCUAACCUCCGGCGAGAAUUUGAAAGAAACAAAAAA